Anopheles maculipalpis is the source of this 2007-nucleotide messenger RNA. RefSeq names its product photoreceptor-specific nuclear receptor-like. Gene Ontology annotation, molecular function: RNA polymerase II cis-regulatory region sequence-specific DNA binding; nuclear receptor activity; zinc ion binding. NCBI's taxonomy places the organism in Eukaryota, Metazoa, Arthropoda, Insecta, Diptera, Culicidae. Bases 72 to 2003 code for a protein of 643 amino acids. The transcript has 11 exons. Gene Ontology annotation, biological process: anatomical structure development; positive regulation of transcription by RNA polymerase II; cell differentiation. The record is from RefSeq and is a predicted model, not a curated record.
AUUCACGUCAAGAGUCAAUGGAAUGUUAAUAGAAGCACAUUCGCCUAGACAGAGCGAGUAAAUGAUUUUGAAUGUUUCGGUUCAGCAAGAAAAACGAUAACAUGGACAGCUCGACGGCAUUGCAGGACAAUAAGAGUGGAUUCAGUAAAGGUUCCAUCGCGGAUUUCUACGAUAAACUUGACAAGGAUGAAGGGGGACGUACGUUUGGCAUUGAAGACGCACCUCACGGAGGAUUAUCUCGCAUAGAAAACGGAAUGUCCGGCAAAGGAGAACAUCGCAGCUCGCCUAUUUCGUGUUAUUCACCUCAGAAUCGGUUGUUGCCGUGGCCUCCGCAGCAUGCCAACGAAAGUACGAGCUCGUCGGCCAGAAAGGCUCAGAAUCUCGGUUUGAUUUGUGUUGUAUGUGGAGACACAAGCUCGGGGAAGCAUUACGGCAUAUUGGCAUGCAAUGGGUGCUCAGGGUUCUUCAAACGAAGCGUCCGGAGAAAAUUGAUCUACCGAUGUCAAGCAGGAACUGGAAGUUGUACAGUCGAUAAAGCGCACAGGAAUCAGUGCCAGGCGUGCCGAUUAAAAAAAUGCCUUACAAUGGGAAUGAACAAAGAUGCUGUGCAAAAUGAGCGUCAACCUCGAAAUACAGCAACAAUCCGACCAGAGGCACUGCGGGAUAUGGAGCAGGGCCGGGCCUUGCGAGAAGCAGCCGUAGCCGUGGGAGUGUUUGGGCCUCCAGUGUCAUUGGCAUUACUUUCACCGUCCCGGUAUGGUCCCAGUAUUCUGCCAACACCCGCCUUACCGACUAGUCAAUUUCUGCACCACCACAGCCAGGUGUCCUCGCUGGUAAAUAGUCUACCACAUCACCAUCCCCAUCAUCCUCACCAUGCCGCUAUGCACGGUCUAGCGAACGGACUGUCGAUGAAUCUCAACGGUGUCGGUAUGCCGGGACACAAUGGCACGUCCGGUUUGGUUCAUUCGGCUGGAAAUAGCUCCGAUCGGGACCGAGAUACCGUAGUUCCUAUGAACAGUAGUAGUGGCGAUAGCAACAACAACAAGAAUCCUUCGUCUGGUUCGACCGAGAACCUCAAUACGGCAUCGUCCUCUAACCACUCGAUGGCCGGUGAUCAGUCGCCGAGUGGAGCAGGAUCACCGGCGCACGGGACAUCGGUAAAUGGGCUCGGAACGGGUGGUUGUCCAACUGGUGGCUCAAGCAUGGGGGCUGAGAAACAUCCCCAUCACAGCUCGUCGUCGUGUGGAUCGGCUAGUCCUAUUCUGGAGCAGGACAACAUGAACGAUAACGAUGAUGAUUCAAUUGACGUGACCAACGAUGAGGAUACGGAUCCGGCACAAAAUAACAACACCAUACCCAGUCUGAUGAAUCAUCCAUUUUAUGGCCAAGGACCGAUGUUUAACUUUCAAGAAACCAUUUAUGAAACCAGUGCUCGACUUCUGUUUAUGGCCGUUAAAUGGGCCAAGAAUCUUCCCAGCUUCGCAAGCCUUACGUUUCGGGAUCAGGUUAUCUUGCUGGAAGAGUCUUGGGCAGAACUGUUUCUAUUGAACGCCAUUCAAUGGUGUAUGCCGAUUGAUACUACUGCAUGCACGUUGUUCUCGUUGAACGAACACUGUAACAGUGCAAACAACUCUGGCUUCUUCAAACCGGGACAGCUUGCACAAGACCUACGAGUUCUGAACGACACACUCUGCCGCUUCAAGUCUGUACUGGUUGAUCCGGCCGAGUUUGCCUGCAUGAAAGCCAUCGUGUUGUUUCGCUCGGAAGCGCGAGGGCUCAAAGAUCCGGUACAGAUUGAAAAUCUCCAGGACCAAGCACAGGUAAUGCUGGCCCAACACUCACGGACACAAUUUCCGGGACAGAUUGCAAGGUUCGGACGGUUGCUGCUGAUGCUACCCUUGCUGCGAGCGGUCAACUCGCACAAAAUAGAGUCAAUCUAUUUCCAGAAAACGAUCGGCAACACACCGAUGGAGAAGGUUCUAUGUGAUAUGUACAAAAACUAAUUGC